Spizellomyces punctatus DAOM BR117 is the source of this 4848-nucleotide messenger RNA. RefSeq lists its product as uncharacterized. The transcript has 11 exons. Gene Ontology annotation, molecular function: ATP binding; lipid carrier activity; ABC-type transporter activity. The record is from RefSeq and is a predicted model, not a curated record. Gene Ontology annotation, biological process: transmembrane transport; lipid transport. NCBI's taxonomy places the organism in Eukaryota, Fungi, Chytridiomycota, Chytridiomycetes, Spizellomycetales, Spizellomycetaceae. Gene Ontology annotation, cellular component: membrane; intracellular membrane-bounded organelle. The coding region runs from base 1 to 4848 and encodes 1615 amino acids.
AUGGACAAGGCAUCAUCAUUAGAAGCAACGCAUCGUAUACCUGCUCCUACUACUUGUUCCAUUCCCAUUCCAUCCAUCUGGGCUCAACUACGCGUCCUCGUUCGCAGAAAUCAAUGGCUCAGAAGGAGAAACAAGCGUCAAGUCUUUGCGGAAAUCUUUUUUCCUCUCGUAUUUAUCCUUCCCCUCAUUGCCAUUAAUGGAUUGAGCAAGCCUCAGUAUUAUGGAGAGGUGAGAGGAUUCCCGAGAUUAGAGGCAGGCUUGUCUCUGGGUCAGAAUGGAUUAGGAUCCAUCCUCGGUUAUGCUCCAGAAGGGUCUCCGUUCGAUGCCAUUGUGGGAGAGAUUCAAGGCAUUUUGUCAAAUUUUGGCAACGUUACGACACAAUCCUUUGCAUCGGAAUCGGCCCUAGAAGACUUUUACGCUAGAAACCCCACAGCCCUCUACGCAGGUCUCAUUUUUGCCUCGCCCACAUCCUACGCCAUUCGCUACAAUGCAUCUGCCCUCCCUUCAAACUCUGUCCCAGACCGCAUCCAGUGCCGCUCCACUGCCAGCGAUCGCUCGGGAUGCGCUACCGACAAGUACUUGACCAGCGGGCUCCUCACCCUCCAAGCCGCCGUCGACAGCGCCAUCAUUCACCGCAUCUCGGGAUCCCCCAUUACCAUUCGCCCAUACACGCUGCAAAUGCCACUCCCAGCUGCCAACCUCUCCCCUUCCAGUCAGUCGGACGGCGGCGCAACUCAGACCGCCAUUUACAUUACUAUUGCCUUUUCCCCCUUCCUAACAUCCUUGCUGUUUAAUCUGGUCACGGAAAAGGAGAAAAAGAUUAAAGAGGGCAUGCUGAUGAUGGGGUUGCAUCCAGUUGCGUUUUGGUUGUCGUGGGCCGUCUCAUAUGCUGGAACGCUCUUGGUCGUUGUUCUCCUCAUCACGGUGGUCAUUCACUUUGCAUCCAUUCUUCCGCAAUCCAAUUUUUUGCUCCUCGUCAUCAUUUAUUACCUCUACACCCUCUCCCUCGUCGCAUUGGCAUUCGCUCUGACCACCUUUUUCUCAAAAGCCAAAAUGGCUACCGUGGUCGGCCCCUUUUUGUCCAUUGUCCCCGGCGUGCUCUUUAUCCCCAUUCGCGGCGCUAAUCUGUCGGCUGGGCCAAGUGUCUUGCUGUCCAUGCUCCUGAGUCCCAUGGCGCUCUCAUUGACCAUGGACAAGACGGUCGGGCUUGAAACCUCUGGCACAGGCCUCCAAUUCAGCAACCUCUCGUCUUCCGGCGCCAACUACUACGUUCUCGGCCUUGCCCUCGCCGUCCCAUUCUACUUUUUACUGGCACUCUACCUAGACGCCGUGAUACCCUCCGAAUACGGCAUCCGUAAACCGUGGUACUUUCCAUUUGUUGCCCUCGUCCGGCCGCACCGGUACUCUGUCAUGGCUUCCCGAGCAUCUAGUAUGGGCGUCGUCAUGCAUGCCGAGGAGAAUCCUGAUGAUACGGACGAACAAGAUGUGGAACCUGAACCGCAUGGAGCGUUCAAGGCUAUUGAGAUACGCAAUUUGCGCAAAGUAUAUCAUCCGGGUGUCAAAAAGGGGACCAAUAAGGAAAAAGUCGCUGUUCGAGGUCUGAGUUUGGGGAUCUUUGAAGGAGAGGUCUUUGGAUUAUUGGGACACAAUGGUGCUGGGAAAUCCACCACAAUUCACAUGCUGUGCGGUCUAUACCCGCCCACCAGCGGAACAGCUCUCAUCUACAACCACGACAUUCAAACCGACAUGCGUCAAAUUCGUCAAAUGAUGGGUGUAUGCCCCCAGCACGAUAUUCUCUAUGAUGAGCUGACCGUUGAAGAGCAUUUACGCAUCUUUGCUGGAUUAAAGGGCGUGGGCGUUACGACUGACGAGAAUGUUGAUACGCGCAUCGAUCAAGUCCUCUCUGACGUGGACUUGGUGGACAAAAAGACGGCGAGAGCCAAAGAAUUGAGUGGAGGUCAAAAACGGAAAUUGAGCGUUGGGAUUGCAUUGAUUGGACGUCCAAAGAUUUUGUUAUUGGAUGAACCGACCUCGGGGAUGGAUCCCUAUUCGCGCCGCAAAAUCUGGGACCUCCUUUCCUCGUCCAAACAUACCCGCUGCACCCUUCUCUCAACCCAUUUUAUGGACGAAGCCGACAUUCUCGCAGACCGAAAAGCCAUUCUCUCCCGUGGUCGACUCCAAUGCUUGGGUACAUCCCUCUUUUUAAAGAAACGGUUUGGCAUCGGGUAUCACCUCGAUAUCGCCCAUUCGGCACCGGCUACUAAACCUGUUCGUCUUGCUGUCCGCGAGCUCCUCCAAACCCACCUGGCCGAUGCACCCAUUACGUACCCCCCCGACGUGAACGAGACAACAAACAGUCAAUGGGAAAUCCCGUCGAAUCGUACAAAGUCGUUUCCGGCCUUUUUUAACGAUUUGGAUCGGGUUGCACCGACGGUGGGGAUCGAGUCGUAUGGCGUGAGUAUGCCGACGCUUGAGCAGGUUUUUUUAAAGAGUGCUGAAAUGGAGGAGAUGGAGCGGAGGGCGGAGGAAGAGGCGGUCAUGGAUGAACGGCAUGUUGGAGGUCCAUUACCGGAUCUUCAAGAAACUGAUAAACAACCCGUCACCUUUCGCGCCCUCUUUACCGCGACCCUCCACAUCCGCUACAAACUCUACUUUCGCGAAAUCCGGGCCCUCAUCUACGCCAUCAUCAUCCCCAUCGCCAUGCUCCUCGCGGGUCUCCUCAUUGCUCCCAGUGGGGACAUGACGAGUACCGUUUCUGGGACAACCCCCACAACCCUCGACACACCUACCCUCUUUUUUGAUCCAAGUGGAAACGCAAGCAACGCCAAUGUGAUUGCAUCUAGUAUCUCUCCACCUGUCCAAACCGUUUCUGGUGAUUGGCAAGACUGGGUUCUUGCUAACCCUCCCCACCAAGGCGGAUUCGCGCUUUCCUCCUUUUCGACCACUUUGUUCCCCACCCUCUACUACAACACCUCCACCCCCUCCACCACCCUCCCCUCCACAGCCCACACCCUCUCCAACGCCAUCCUAUCCCAAACGACCUCAACACGUAUCACAACCUCCAUUAAACCCCUCCCGAAUUUAUCCCGCGUCCCAUGGGAUUCGAGAUCGUAUGUAUCGAUUUUACUGAUUGCCUUGGCGUUGGGGAUGCCGGCUGGUGCGAAUGGAAUUGCGAUUGUUGGGGAACGGGAAGCAAAGAUUGUGUAUUUGGGGCAUGUGAUGGGGUUGACGAGGGGGGUUUAUUGGGGGGCUGCUUUUUUGUGUGAUUUGAGUUUGUUUAUGGUUUUGCCUGUGAUUAUCAUUAUCUGUAUCUGGGCGAUUCCUUUGACAGCUUUCACGGGGGCGGCCUUUCCCAUUGUUUUCAUCUCCCUCAUCAUCGCCCUCCCCUCCGCCCUCCUCUUUAGUUACUUUCUAUCCCUAUUUUUCAAAACCCAAGACACGGCGCGCACAGUUCUCGGCAGCGGUCUCUCCCUCUUUACCCUCUUUCCCUACAUUCUCGUUUCCCUCCUCGACGUCCUCGUUUCUCGCUCUGCAGCCAAAAUAUGCCACUAUAUCUUUGCGGUCCUGGAUCCGUAUUACCCUAUCGCAGGUGUCCUCUACUAUACCAACAUGGAAGCGCUGAUUCAUAAUAGUUUACCGGGUGCACCUGCAUUGACCGUAUCGGAUUAUUUUGGGUUUGAUAAAAACAUGUUUCCGACUGUUUUGAUUGCGUUUGUGCAGUUGGGUGUGGCUGCUUGUGGGAUUUACGUAUUGGAUUUCUGGAGGACUCGAGUUCGAAAUGUUGCACCGUGGGAUCCCACCCUUAAACGCUCCCUCGAAUCCCAACGCCAUGAUUCCAUGGAUCCCAAUGAGCGAGACGACGUGGACGUCAUUGCCGAACGACGUCGUGUAGAUGACCAAGUCAAUUGUCUCCCCCAUUCAUCCGAUAUUGAGUCACCAUCUACAACAGACGAAAUCAUCCUCCACGACAUUCGCAAAACCUAUCACGACAAAACGGCUGUGGAAUGGACAUCUUGGGGUGUACCCAAAGGCCACCUCUUUACCCUCCUAGGUCCCAACGGCGCCGGUAAAACAACCACCUUGGCCAUCGCCAUUGGAGCGAUACCUCCCACCCACGGCACCGUAUACAUUCACCACACCUCCAUAUACACUUCAACAACCCCAUUCCACCACGUGGGAUAUUGUCCCCAAUUUGACGCUUUAUGGCCCCAUAUUACGGUAUCCGAACACCUUGCCUACUACGCAACACUCAAAGGCCUAACACCCACCGCCAUACCAACCCGUAUCGACCACCUAACACGCGCACUAGGCUUAACUGAAUACUUGUCAAAACCCGCCGGACAACUCUCGGGGGGGAAUAAACGUAAAUUGAGUCUGGCGGUUUCGAUUGUUGGGGAUCCUUCUGCCUUGUUUUUGGAUGAACCGAGUACGGGUAUGGAUCCGGCUUCAAAGAGGUUAUUGUGGGGUGUACUCAAGAGUGGACAUCGAGCGACAGUUUUGACUACUCAUUCUAUGGAAGAAGCUGAAGCCCUCUCCACCCGCAUCGCCAUCCAAAUCUCUGGUCGCCUAGUAUGUAUCGGCACACCCCAACACCUCAAAACCCGAUUCUCAUCCGGCUACCACCUCGAAAUCACAUCCAAUUCACCUCCCGUCCUAUCCCACAUUUUUCCCAAUGCGACAUUGGUGGAGUCAUUUGGAACCAUGUAUCGAUACUCGGUUCCGAAAAUGGAUGUGGAGAAUAAAUCCCUUGGUGAAGUCUUCAAGGUUUUGGAGUCGGUUGGGGAGUAUGUGUUUUGUCAGUGUUUGCUUGAGCAGGUUUUUAUUGGGUUUGCCAAGGGGCAGGUUUGA